AUGGUGAGGAAGAAGAGAACUGAUGGUUCGUCUGAGGGAGGUGAAGGGUCAGGCUCCCGUGAAGGUGGUCCACCUUCAGGUGGUGGACGUGGUGGUUAUCAACAGGGUGGAGGCAGAGGAGGAGGACAGCAGCAAGGUGGGAGAGGAGGAGGACAGCAUCAAGGUGGGAGAGGAGGAGGACAGCAGCAAGGUGGAAGAGGUUAUAGUCCUCAGUCUCAACAGGGAGGUCGUGGUGGUGGUGGUGGUGGUCGUGGAUAUGGCCAGCCAGUACAGCAGUACGGUGGACCAAGAGGAGGCCAACAACCACCACAACAGUACGGUGGACCAAGAGAAGGCCAACCACCACAGUACCAGCACCAACAACAGUACGGUGGACCAAGAGGAGGACCUCCUCGAGGUGGGUAUGGCGGUGGUGGCCGUGGUGGUGCACCCUCUGCUGGACCGCCACUGAGACAAUCAGUUCCCGAGCUGCAUCAAGCUACAUCACCAAAUUAUCAAGCGGUGUCUUCUCAGCCUACACCGUCUGUGGUGAGUCCUACACAGGUACCGGAUCCUUCUCCUCCGGUACAAGAAUUUGAACAGCUCUCUAUUGAACAAGGAGCUACCAGUCAGGCAAUCCAGCCUAUUCCAUCGUCCAGCAAAGCUUUUAAGUUUCCAAUGAGGCCUGGUAAAGGACAGGUCGGCAAGCGUUGCAUUGUAAAGGCCAACCACUUCUUUGCUGAGUUGCCUGACAAAGAUUUGCACCAGUACGAUGUUACUAUUACUCCAGAAGUCACUUCAAGGGGUGUUAAUCGUGCUGUGAUGAAAAAUUUGGUUGACUUGUAUCGUGAGUCACACCUUGGAAAACGUCUUCCUGCAUAUGAUGGUCGAAAAAGUCUCUACACUGCUGGGCCGCUUCCAUUUGUUUCCAAGGAAUUCAGAAUCUUGCUUCAUGACGAGGAAGAAGGGGCUGGGGGACAAAGACGAGAAAGGGAGUUCAAAGUUGUGAUCAAGCUUGCUGCACGUGCUGAUCUGCAUCACCUAGGAAUGUUUUUACAGGGGAAACAAGCUGAUGCCCCGCAGGAGGCUCUGCAGGUUCUUGAUAUUGUUCUUCGUGAGUUGCCUACUUCCAAGUAUACUCCUGUGGCCCGGUCAUUCUAUUCUCCUGAUAUAGGAAGAAAGCAAUCUUUGGGGGAUGGCUUGGAGAGCUGGCGUGGGUUCUACCAAAGCAUUCGUCCUACACAGAUGGGUUUAUCACUCAACAUUGAUAUGUCAUCGACAGCAUUCAUAGAGGCACUUCCUGUGACUGAAUUUGUUUGCCAGUUGCUGAAUAGGGAUAUUAGAUCCCGGCCUUUAUCUGAUGCUGAUCGUGUGAAGAUCAAAAAGGCUCUUAGAGGUGUCAAGGUUGAAGUGACCCAUCGAGGAAAUAUGCGCCGGAAGUACCGUAUUUCUGGCCUGACUGCUGUAGCCACUCGAGAACUGACAUUUCCUGUCGAUGAAAGAAACACCCAGAAAUCUGUUGUUGAAUACUUCUACGAAACAUAUGGCUUUCGCAUUCAGCACACACAGCUUCCGUGCUUGCAAGUUGGGAAUUCUAACAGGCCAAAUUACCUACCAAUGGAGGUCUGCAAGAUAGUUGAGGGUCAGAGAUACUCAAAAAGGUUGAACGAGAGACAGAUCACUGCUCUGCUGAAGGUGACUUGUCAGCGCCCCCAAGAACGAGAAAAGGAUAUCUUGAGGACGGUGGAGCUAAAUGAUUACAGUCACGAUCCCUAUGCUAAGGAGUUUGGCAUCAAGAUAAGUGCGUCUCUUGCUUCUGUUGAAGCUCGAAUUCUGCCUCCUCCAUGGCUCAAGUAUCAUGAAUCUGGAAGGGAAGGGACUUGUCUGCCACAAGUUGGUCAGUGGAAUAUGAUGAAUAAGAAAAUGAUCAAUGGCGGAACAGUGGGCAACUGGAUCUGCAUUAACUUCUCUAGGCAAGUGCCAGACAAUAUGGCACGUUCUUUCUGUCAGGAACUUGCUCAAAUGUGCUACACAUCUGGCAUGGCUUUUAAUCCGGAACCUGUCCUCCCACCAUUUAGUGCUCGCCCUGAGCAUGUUGAGAAAGUCUUGAAAACUCGAUAUCAUGAUGCCAUGGCCAAGCUAUCGGAUGGAAAAGAGAUUGAUCUUCUUAUUGUCAUUCUGCCAGACAAUAAUGGAUCAUUAUAUGGUGAUUUGAAGCGUAUCUGUGAGACCGAACUCGGCAUUGUAUCUCAGUGCUGCCUGACAAAGCAUGUCUUCAAGAUGAGCAAGCAGUAUAUGGCUAAUGUGGCUUUGAAAAUUAAUGUCAAAGUUGGAGGAAGGAAUACGGUGCUUGUUGAUGCCUUAUCAAGGCGAAUUCCUCUGGUCAGUGAUCGCCCUACCAUAAUCUUUGGUGCUGAUGUAACCCAUCCUCAUCCUGGAGAGGAUUCAAGUCCGUCCAUAGCUGCUGUUGUUGCUUCCCAGGACUGGCCUGAAGUUACCAAGUAUGCUGGACUAGUUUGUGCUCAGGCGCAUAGACAAGAGCUCAUCCAGGAUCUGUUCAAAGAAUGGAAGGAUCCGCAGAAAGGGGUGGUGACUGGUGGCAUGAUAAAGGAGUUACUUAUAGCCUUCCGUAGAUCAACUGGGCAUAAGCCGUUGAGGAUCAUAUUCUACAGGGAUGGAGUCAGUGAAGGACAGUUUUAUCAGGUUUUGCUCUACGAGCUUGAUGCCAUCCGCAAAGCAUGUGCUUCGCUGGAAGCAGGUUAUCAGCCACCAGUGACGUUUGUGGUGGUGCAAAAGCGCCAUCACACGAGGCUGUUUGCUCAGAACCAUAAUGAUCGUAAUUCAGUGGAUAGAAGUGGCAACAUUUUACCAGGCACUGUCGUGGAUUCCAAAAUAUGUCACCCUACGGAGUUCGACUUUUAUCUCUGUAGCCAUGCUGGUAUUCAGGGCACUUCCCGACCUGCUCAUUACCAUGUCCUUUGGGAUGAGAACAACUUCUCUGCUGAUGGACUCCAGUCUCUUACUAAUAACUUAUGUUACACGUAUGCGAGAUGCACUCGUUCUGUAUCCAUUGUGCCGCCUGCGUACUAUGCCCAUCUAGCAGCAUUCAGGGCUCGCUUCUACAUGGAGCCAGAGACAUCAGACAGUGGUUCGAUGGCAAGCGGGAGCAUGGCACGUGGAGGUGGUAUGGGUGGUAGAAACAUGCGUGGGCCUCACGUGAACGCUGCUGUGAGGCCACUCCCACCUUUGAAAGAUAACGUGAAGCGAGUUAUGUUCUACUGCUGA
Messenger RNA from Eruca vesicaria subsp. sativa (arugula), 3264 nucleotides. NCBI's taxonomy places the organism in Eukaryota, Viridiplantae, Streptophyta, Magnoliopsida, Brassicales, Brassicaceae. The record is from the annotation of a GenBank genome assembly.